GUUGUUGGUUUGGCCCCUUUCUCCAUCCAUUUUGGCUUAGCAAGUUGUCUGGGCCAUAUCACACUCUGUUAGCAUAUGGAGAAGAACACUCCAUUGUUGACAUUGAGAAGAGAAGAGAAGCAGGAGAAUGCAAUGGGGGCUUUGUACAUGUCAGUUAUGGAGAUACUCUUGUUCCUCUUCAUAUUCAUAUGCUCUCUCACACCAAUCUCACAGUCACAGGGAUUACAUCAAUCUCCCCCUUUUCUCUUUGGCACUUCUUCUUCUUCGUACCAGUAUGAAGGAGCUUAUUUGAGUGAUGGCAAAGGGAUAAGCAACUGGGAUGUCUUCACUCACAAACCAGGUAGUAUAUCUGACGAAAGCAACGGUGAUGUUGCUGUUGAUCAAUACCACCGGUAUCUGGAGGAUAUUGAUCUAAUGGAAGCUAUAAAAGUCAAUAGCUACCGGUUUUCAAUAUCAUGGGCAAGAAUUCUACCAAAAGGAAGAUUUGGAGAAGUAAACUUGGCGGGUAUCAACUACUAUAACAGACUUAUAGAAGCAUUGCUACUCAAAGGGAUCCAACCAUUUGUAACAUUAUUCCACUUUGACAUCCCUCAAGAACUUGAGGACAGAUACGGAGGUUGGCUUAGUCCCCAAUCACAGGAAGAUUUUCAAUUAUUUGCAGAUAUCUGUUUUAAAUCCUUCGGUGACAGAGUAAAGUACUGGGUAACCUUCAAUGAGCCAAAUUAUCUAGUCCCACUUGCGUACCGUUUAGGUAUAUUCCCACCAUUGCGCUGCUCCAGCAAAUUUGGGAAUUGCAGUGAGGGAGAUUCAGAGAAAGAGCCCUUUGUGGCAGCCCAUAAUAUGAUCCUAUCACAUGCAGCUGCAGUUGAUCUUUAUAGAAACAAAUACCAGACUGAGCAGGGGGGGGAAAUCGGCAUUGUCCUACACUGUGACUCAUUUGAGCCGUUGAGCAAUUCCACAGCAGAUAAAUUGGCUACUGAAAGAGCACAAUCAUUCAGCAUUAAUUGGAUCUUGGAUCCAAUCUUAUUUGGUAAGUACCCAAAAGAGAUGGAGAUGAUUCUAGGAACCACCUUACCUAAAUUUUCCAGUAAUGACAAAGCAAAACUGAGGCAAGGACUGGAUUUCAUUGGCAUAAAUCACUAUGCAAGUUAUUAUGUACGAGACUGCAUAUCAUCAGUGUGUGAAUCUGGGCCAGGAGUUUCCACAACAGAGGGUUUAUAUCAACGAACUACAAUCGGAGAGCUUACUCCGUUUGAUUGGCUCAGUGUUUACCCACUAGGCAUGAAGAGUAUUCUUAUGUAUCUAAAAGACAGAUAUAAUAACACUCCAAUGUUCAUUACCGAAAAUGGAUAUGGCAAUUUGUAUGAUCCAGAUCUUACCGAGGAAGAAUAUCUUAAUGAUUUUAAGAGAAUAGAGUUCAUGUCUGGUCACUUAGAUAAUCUAAUGGCUGCAAUAAGGGAAGGAGCAGAUGUGAGAGGUUACUUUGCCUGGUCUUUGCUCGACAACUUUGAGUGGCUAUAUGGGUUUUCAGUGAGAUUUGGACUUCACCACGUAGAUUUUUCCACGCUGAAGAGAACUCCAAAAUUAUCAGCAAUUUGGUACGAGCAUUUCAUUGAAAACUAUAAACUAACUGAUAGCAUUGUGCCCGAACAUGGCAGAGAAAAGGGAAUCUGGAACAAGCCAACUACCCAACUCAGAACCUUAGUAAGUCCAGAGCCUAGAAUGAAUAACUUGGAUUAAUUUGCAAUGAAAUACCAUAUGCUUUCUCUUUUGAAUCUUUAUAUUUGAUCCACCACUUUUCGGACUUGAACAAGAUUGUUAACGACAACUAAGUCCUUUCAAUCGUUCUUAGCAUUUUUUAGUGUAUAAAUUAUACUAAUUAUGA
Glycine soja is the source of this 1885-nucleotide messenger RNA. Its product is annotated as beta-glucosidase 46-like. Lineage: Eukaryota; Viridiplantae; Streptophyta; Magnoliopsida; Fabales; Fabaceae. Gene Ontology annotation, biological process: carbohydrate metabolic process. Bases 76 to 1740 code for a protein of 554 amino acids. The transcript is spliced from 12 exons. The record is from RefSeq and is a predicted model, not a curated record. Gene Ontology annotation, molecular function: beta-glucosidase activity.